Rotaria sordida is the source of this 561-nucleotide messenger RNA. NCBI's taxonomy places the organism in Eukaryota, Metazoa, Rotifera, Eurotatoria, Philodinida, Philodinidae. The record is from the annotation of a GenBank genome assembly.
AUGAAAAAUGCGGAAACACAACACACAAAUGAACAAGGUGAACAUGGAUUUGUAACAAAUCAACGACAAUCAAAACGACAAUCAAAACGACAACCAGCAACAACAAUUCACGAUCUAGCCUUUACUGAUGAUAUCGCUCUGUUCGAAACUAGAGAUAAACAAUCAACUAUUCGUCAAACAAUGACUGAAUUAAGAGAUAACUAUGAAAAAGCUCAACGAAAAUUAGAAAGAGCUGAUGCCAAUUUAAAAAAAAGAUGUCAAUUGUAUCGUUUAGAAAAAUUCUGGGCAUUUUUAAUAUAUUCUCGACAAAAACCAAAAAUCCAUCCAAAACUUGAAGAAAUUUUAAAAGACUAUAAAAAUCUUGAAGAUCUUCAUGUUGACGAUGCAUCAUUUCCACAACAAUUUUUUCCAAAAAAAUCAAAUUAUACACCCGAAGCAAUUGCUGUUGCAGUAGCAAAGAACAGUGAUACAUCAAAUUCAUUAAAACUCAAUGGUAAACAAUAUCUGAACGGUGCUAAACUUUAUACACGUUUUGUUUUUCUUUUAUUUUGUCUAAAAUAA